Cucurbitaria berberidis CBS 394.84 is the source of this 808-nucleotide messenger RNA. RefSeq lists its product as uncharacterized. Lineage: Eukaryota; Fungi; Ascomycota; Dothideomycetes; Pleosporales; Cucurbitariaceae. The transcript is spliced from 2 exons. Bases 109 to 612 code for a protein of 167 amino acids. The record is from RefSeq and is a predicted model, not a curated record.
AUUUGUGUCCAAGAGACAGAAUGGCAAGCCACGAUUACUACGGCCAAAACCACGGCCAAGGUCAGGGCCAGGGCCAGGGCCAGGGCCAGGGUCAAGGUUACGGUUACGAUGGCGCAAAUCAGCAGCAAGGCUACGGAUACAACUCGAACUAUCCACCGCAAGGUCAAGCAUAUGGACAGCAGUCGCAUGAGCAGUAUGGCCAGGGAACCAGCCCUUACCCUCAGGGACAAUCCUUACCCACCGCCUUCACACGACCCGUACCAGCAGCAAGGAUACGGCGCUCCUACCCAGGGCCAUUAUGAUCCGAACCGCAGCACCUCUCCAUACCCGCCUCAGCAGGUAGGACAGCAUGACCCCAACCAGCAGUAUGGAGCCCCGCAACAACAAGGCUACCACGACCCACAGCAAGGAUACGGUGCUCAACAGCAUGGAGUGCCUGGUCAGCCUGGUCAGCCCGGUGGACCUGCAGAAGGCGAUCGCGGCUUGGGUUCGACGCUCGUCGGAGGCGCUGGCGGCGCGUUUCUGGGAAAUAAGCUAGGCGGUGGAGCGCUGGGCACGAUUGGAGGGCUGGUUGCUGGUGCGAUCGGUGCGAAUAUGCUGAGUGACAAGUAAGUCGUCACCUCUCUCCUCUCCAGAGCAUAGGCAAGAACGCGACGCUAACCUAAACAGGAAAGAGAAGAAACACAAACACAAGAAACACAGCAGCGGCCACAGCUCUAACCACGGCUCUUCGCAGCACGGCUCUUCGUACGGAGGCUCGUCUGCGGGCCUGGGUGGGUUAUAUGCUGAUAGCAAGCACAAGAAACAU